GGAAAGUGUGGCAGCGAGGCGCGCGCGGGGCACCUCUCGGGCACCACCCGGGGGCUAUUUUAGACCCUGGAGGCGCCUGGUGCCAGUAGGACCGUCUCCGGCACCUUUUGACGGCCCGGCACUCUGCUCGUCCUCUCCCACUCGAGAGGGACUCGGCCUCGAGGCUGACGUGUGGGGUCGUCCUCGCGUAGUGCUCACAUUUACUGCUUGCCAUGACGCGACUCUCGGCAUGGACGUGGCUGGUGAUGGGCGGCCUGGCGGUGCUCGCCGCCCACGCCCACGCCGCCAGCCCCAAGGCGGACGUGAUCGAGGAUGUUAAUGCCAAACAACUGGAGGAUCUGGUGGCCGAGAGUGAUUACGUGGCUGUGUUUUGGUACAAGAAGAGCUGCAAGGACUGCGACAAGGUGCUGGCGGAACUAGAGAACAUCGACGAUGACACGGACAGGUUCGGCGUGCACUUCGUCAAGAUCGCAGACAAGAAGUACGCGAAGUCUUAUGGCGUGAAGACCUUCCCCGCGCUCUCCUUCUUCAGGAAUAAGGAACCCAUGCACUAUGAAGGUGACCUCAUGGACGAGAGUUCUGUGCUGGAGUUCCUCACGAGCCUCGAGGCCAUGGAGCUGCCGGACCAGAUCGAGGAAGUCAAUGCAAAGAUUCUGGACAAAAUCGUCGAGGAGCAGGAGUUUGUGGCGGUGCUCUUCUGUCACUUGGACAACAUUUGCGACCAGGGAGAACAUAAAAGCGAGUGCCGGCGCUGCGCCAAAGCCCUGCAGGAACUGGAGAACGUGGACGAUGACGCGGACCAACUCGGCAUCGCCUUCGUCAAAAUCAACGACCCAGAACUUGCUGAUGAAUAUUCCCUGGGGUCCCUCCCCGCCCUGGUGUACUACCGAAGACGCAUCCCUGUCGUGUAUGAUGGCGAUCUAAUGAAUGAGGACAAGGUGCUGGAGUGGCUGGUGGAAAACAAGAACACUGGGGACGAUGAUGAUGUAAUUGAUGACGUCACUCUGGGUCUGCUCAACACUCUCAUCGACUCCCUGGAUCACCUGGCUGUCGUCUUCUACGACAGGGAUGAGAGCGAUGAUGGCGUCAUCCUGCAGGAGCUGGAGAACAUUGAUGACGACCUGGAUGCCCAAGGAAUCCACAUCGUCAAGAUCGCCGACGACGUGGCUGCCAGGGAGUACGGCAUCGAGGACAUGCCCUGUCUCGUCUACUUCGAGAAGGAGAUUCCUUCCCUCUAUGAUGGAGACCUUCACAACGAGGAGGAGGUGCUGGCCUGGCUGAUUGAGCAGCUGCACAGUGAUGAGAUUGAAGACGUCACUGAUGAGAUGCUGGACAAGCUCAUCAAGGAGGCCAACCACCUUGCUGUUCUUUUCUAUGAUGAGGAUAGCCAGGAAUCCCAAAUGGUGGUGGCAGAGCUGGAGAACAUUGAUGAUGAGUGUGAUGCCAAGGGGAUCUCCUUUGUCAAGAUUGACAACGAUGAUGAAGCAAAAGAAUACGGCAUUGACACCCUGCCCACACUAGUGUACUUUGAGAAAGGCGUUCCCUCUGUGUACUCAGGAAACUUGCUUACGGAGGAGGAGGUCCUGGACUGGCUGGUGCAUCAGGUGGAGGAGGAUGAGAUUGAAGAGGUGACAGAUGAGAUGCUGGACCGUCUCAUAGGACGCACUGAGCACCUGGCUGUGCUCUUCUAUGAUAAGGACAGCAGGCGCAGCAGGAAGGUCCUUGCCGAGCUGGAGAACAUUGAUGAUGAGUGUGAUGGCCGAGGAGUUUAUUUUGUCAAGAUUGAUAACUAUGCAGAAGCCAUUGAGUACGGUAUUGACACCAUCCCUACACUGGUGUAUUUUGAAAGUGAGAUCCCCUACAUAUUUGAAGGUGACCUGAUGAAGGAGGAAGAGGUGUUGUACUGGCUGUUCCACCAUGUUGACCAUGAGGAGAUUGCUGAUGUCACGGAUGAGAUGCUUGGCAAACUCAUCGCCAAUGAGCCCUUCUUGGCAGUGCUCUUCUAUGACAAGGAAGAUGCUGAGGACCAUGAGGUGCUGGCUGAACUGGAGAACAUUGACGAUGACUGUGAGCAAGCAGGUGUCCCCUUUGUCAAGAUUGACAAUGAUGCUGAAGCUAAAGAAUAUGGCAUCGACGAACUCCCAACCCUUGUCUAUUUUGAGAACAGGAUACCCAGCAUUUAUGAAGGUGAUCUCUCAAAUGAACAGGAGGUCUUGGCAUGGCUGAUGGAGCAGAAGACCACAGACACAAUAGAGGAGGUGACAGAUGAGAUCCUGGAUGACCUCAUUGCCAACUUUGAAUAUGUUGUUGUGUACUUCAGUGGAAAGUGUGAGGAAGGCCAGAAGUGCGACAAGAUCCUGGACGAACUGGAAAACAUUGAUGAUGACACAGACGACCACGGGAUGCACUUUGUCACCACUGAAGAGACCGGCUUGGCUAAUGAGUAUGGCAUCAAGAACCUGCCUGCUCUGGUGCUCUUCAGGAAUGGGGAACCAGUGGUGUACAAGGGUGACAUCAGCAAUGAGGAAGCCGUGCUGAAAUGGGUGACAUCAGAGGACACCCUGCAGAUCCCCAACCAGAUUGAGGAGGUGAACCAGCGCAUGUUGGAGAGGAUCCUCAACAUCUCAGAUAAUGUUGCUGUGUUCUUCUAUGAUGAAGAUGACAUGAAGAGCAAGAAGAUUCUCAUUGAACUGGAAAACAUUGAUGAUGAUUGUGAUGACAUUGGAAUUGAUUUUGUGAAGAUCUCUGAUGAAGGAAUUGCCCAGGAAUAUGACAUUGCCAGCAUGCCUGCCCUUGUCUACUUUAGGCACAGAUUCCCUCAGAUCUAUGAAGGGGACAUGUUUGAUGAAGAUGGUCUGCUGGAGUGGCUCAUAGACAACAAGGACAAAGGACCGGCCUCCAUUAUUGAAGAAGUGGAUGGGAAGAUGCUGCAGACCCUUGUGGACACCUUUGAGUACCUUGUGGUGUACUUCUACGACGACAACUGCCCAACAUGCGAGACAGUCUUGGCAGAGCUUGAGACAAUUGAUGACGAGACGGAUGAAGUUGGCAUUCAGUUCGUGAAGACCAAUGAUGUGGAUGUGGCAGAGGACCUGGGCAUCAGCCACCUCCCGGCUCUGGUGUACUUUGAGGGCGGUGUGCCGAGCAUCUAUGACGGUGACAUCGCAAGGGGUCGAGAAGUCUUGUCUUGGCUUGUUGCACAUACACGUAAGCAGAGCCUUACAGACACCUCAGUGGUGGCUAUAACCUCCAGACUGCUAGGGCGUGGGCAGGUGCAGGCAGGUGAGGGUGGUGGUGAGAGUGAAGGUGCGAGUGAUGGUGCUGGUGUGGAUGAGGACGAACAGAAUGAUACUGACACUGGUGGUGCGAUGACUUAUGAUGAUGGUGGUGAUGAUAAUAAUACUGAAGAUGAUGAAGAUUCUGAUACUGAAGAUGACACUAGUGCUGGACAAAUUGAUAAUGAAGAUGAAAGUUAUGACACUAAUAACAUUAGUAUUGAAGAAAUUGCUAGUGAAGAUGGUGGCAAUGAAAGUGACAAUGAUAUUCAGGAAGAUGGCAUUUCUGAAGAUGAUGCUAUAGAUGAGGAAGACGAUAGCACUGAUGACAAUGCUGUAGAUGAUGAAGAAAGUGAAGAUAAUGAUACAGAUGAUGAAGAUAAAGAAAAUAACACUGAAAAUGGCAGUGAUGAUGACAUUGAUGAGAAUGCAGAAGUAGAUGAUGUUAGUGAUAAAGAUGAUGCCACUAAUGUUGAAGAUGAAGACACUGAUGAUGAGAGUGAAGAAGUUGCUGAUAAAAAAGCUGAUGAUGAUGAAGAUGAGGUGGAGGAAGAUGAUGAACAAGAAGAAAAUGAUGUAGAUAUUGUAACAGCGGAAAAUGCAGAUGAGGAGGAAGCAGAAACUGAUGAGAGUGCCGAGGAAUUAGAUGACAAUAGUGAGGAAGAUGAUGAUGAUGUUGCUGUUGCUGUUGAAGAUAAGGGAGAAGAUAGUAUUACUUGUCUACAUUGUGAGGUGGAUGUUAGUGUCAUAAUUGAAGACGUCACUAAUGAAGAACUGGUUGAUGACGAAGAUGAAGGUGAAUCUGAAUUGACAGUAGAUGGUGAUGGCAAGAUUAUAGACACUGAGGCAGAUGUAGAAGAAGAAGUCUAUGUGAUAAAGGUAAUUGAUAAAGAGGAAAACUAUUCAGACCCAAAAAUCCAAUCAGCUGGUGUUGAAGAAAGUGAAAGUAAAGGACAAGAUGAGGAUGGUAGUGAUAAGGAAGUCAAAAGUGAAGAUAGCAAAAAAGAAAAGGGUAGUGCUAAAAAGGGCAAGAAGAAAGCCAAGGCACAUAAUAAGGCAACAAUUCAUAAACUUCGUAAGGCAUUUUUGGCUGAACAAAUCAAAAGUGGCCAGUCCCAAGUUGCAGUGAAAGAUGAAGCCGAGAAUAUGACUGGAAAGGAAAAGCAUGAAGGAGACAUCCAGGCAGAGGAGCAGGUGCUGGAAUGGCUCAUUGAGCAGCGACAUGAGGACACCAUUGAGAACAUCAACCGGCAGAUGCUGUACACACUCAUAGACACCCAAGACUACCUUGCCGUCUACUUCUUCAACGAGGAGAAUGAUGAGUGCCCAAAGGUGCUGAGGACGCUGGAGAAGAUCGAUGAUGAGGCAGCGGAGUUUGGCAUCCAGAUGGUCAAGAUGAAUGACAGACUCAUGGCCAAGAAAUAUGGCUUCAGAAAUCCUCCCGGACUCGUCUAUUUCAGGAAGGGCAAGCACAUCAAGUAUGACGGUGACUUGUAUGAUGAGGAGGAUGUGCUGGACUGGCUCACUGCACCAGAAAAUAUGGAGCUGAACGAUGCCAUUGAGAAGGUGAACAGGAAGAUGUUUGAGAGGAUCCGCCAGACAACAGACUACUUGGCCGUCUUCUUCUACACAGAGGAGGGAUGCAAGCAGUGCCAGAAGGUGCUGGCUGAGCUGGAGAACAUUGAUGAUGAAGCUGAUGCUAAUGGCAUUGACUUUGUGAAGAUCGAUGACUCUCAGCUGGCAAAGGAUGUUGGUGUGUAUGCACUGCCUGCCAUCGUCUUCUACCGCUCUGGUAGUGAGGAGCCCAUCAUCUACGCUGGUGACAUGAAGAAUGAGGAGAACCUUCUGGCAUGGCUGCUCACUGAGAAGGACCCAACAGCAGACUUCAUUGAGGACAUGGAUGGGGAGAUUCUGCAGCGGGUGAUCCGAGACGCUGAUGCUAUUGCUGUGUAUUUCUAUGACUUAUCGGGCUGUCCUGACCCAAGUGAAGAAGGAGAGAAAAAGAAGAAGAAGAAAAGGAAAAACGAAACCUCUUCUGAAUCAACAAACAAGGAUGACUCGACCUGUGCCAUAUGCAUGCAGGUCUUGGAAGAGUUAGAAAAUAUUGAUGAUGAUACAGACAGGAUUGGUGUGAGCUUUGUCAAGACACAAGACCUCAAGGUGGCUGAGAGGUACGGAGUGACCAGUGUGCCGGCUCUCCUCUACUUUGAACACCAGGUCCCCACUGUGUAUGAAGGGGACCUCCUGGCAGAAGAGGAUGUGCUUCAGUGGCUCAUUCUGCAGAAGACUGAGGACACCAUUGAGACAGUGAACAGGAACAUGCUGGAGGUGAUGCUAGAGGACACUCAGUACCUGGCUGUCUUCUUCUACAAACCAAACUGCCGAGCAUGUGAGACAGUGCUGGCAGAGCUGGAAAACAUUGAUGAUGAGUGUGACCUUUAUGGUAUCCACAUGGUGAAGAUCCAGGAUGCUCAGCUGGCCAAACGCUAUGGCAUCAAGACCCUUCCUGCUCUCAUCUACUUCAGGAAUGGCAACCCUCUCAUCUUUGAUGAUGAUAUCGCCGAGGUGGGCGGAGACGUCUUCCAGUGGUUUAUUGAUGAUGAUAACCUUAAGUUGGAUGGUCACAUUGAGGAAGUUAAUAUCAGAAUGCUCAAUGCGAUUAUUUCCACAAGUCACCAUGUUGCCACAUUUUUCAUGAACGAGGAUGACUGCACUGAGUGUGAGCAAGUCCUCCAUGAGCUGGAGAACAUUGAUGAGGAGGUGGACAUGUACGGAAUUGACUUUGUCAAGAUCAAUGACCCUGAUGCUGCCCAUCGGUUCAAUAUCCUUCACACUCCUGCUCUUGUUUACUUUAGAAAGAAAGUACCACUUGUGUAUGACGGUGAUCUCCUUGAUGAGGAGAAGGUGUUCCAGUGGCUAACAUCCCAGGAUGUGUUUGAAAUCAAGGAUGAGAUUGAGGAAGUUAAUAGAAAAAUGCUGGAGAAGUUGCUUGAUGAGAAUGACUUUGUGGCUGUUUAUUUCUAUGAAGAUAAUGCUAAAUGUCAGGAGGUACUGAGUGAACUGGAAAAGAUUGAUGAUGAGACAGACGACCUUGACAUAACCUUUGUCAAGAUCCGGGACACUCGCUAUGCCAAGAAGUAUGGCAUCCAGAAGCUCCCUGCUCUCGUCUACUUCAGGAGGAGAUUCCCCAGUAUAUACAGAGGAGACCUUAUGGUAGAGGAGGAGGUUCUAGAAUGGCUUCAGAAGAACAGGUUUAAGCAUCCUGAACUGAACCUCUUUAUGUAUGCCACUGGGGCCAUCACCCUCGCCUUCAUCAUGUACACACUGUUCCUAAUCUUCUGUUUCAGGAGUCCUGGCCACCAGAAGGCAGCGUGAUCACAGUGCCCAGCACUGCACCUCACACCAAGCCUUUAGGAAACAUUUUGACAUACGUAUUACAAUACACUUAGGUAAGCAACAGCAACAUAAUUGCACAUGUUAAAGAGCAGCUUUUCAUGGAUCGUGUGUAUAAAAACAUUACCUGCAAGUAAAGUAAUCUUACGAUCAAUAGCAAGGAUAAUAAACUGUGAUGUUUUUUGUUUAUAAUACGUACAUUUAAUCCAUUCAUGAAUUUCAUGAACUGUGUGCUAAGGAAAUAUAAUUAUAGAUGUACUGAUUCAUUAAUGAGUGUAUAUGACAAAGAGUUUAUUUUGUGAGUACUAGAAUGAAAAAUCAUUUGGGAUAUAUUAUUCAUGCUUUCAUUUACAAUAUCUACAUUGUGAUAGCUUGCUGUAGUCUAUGUUAAGUUACACAUUAAGCUUGUUUAAAUAUCAAUAUACAAAUAGCUGUUCACCUUUUCAAGGUCGUGAGUAAAAAAGUGACACGUUCCAGUCAUCUUAGUUAAGUAGAUAAUUAUGAGGUGUGUAACAGUUGUUCACAAUUAUUUGAAAAGAUCUCCACACACACCACUCAAAGUACCCAGUGAUCCAGUCAACAAGCAGCCGUCAUGGAGCCAUGUCCUCAUAUCCAUUCCCAGGGUAGAGAAAAUGGACCUUUGUGUGGAGGUACAUUUAUCAAAGUAUCCUUCCUUGUCUUGGUCAGAUGUUCUUUUCACAAAAGAAACUUGGAAAUGUAGUGCUAGUGUUUUUCAAAAUAGCUGUAUCACUUAACAUUGUAGGAUUUCUUGACUUCAUGUAUACCAAGUGAAAUAAGUUAUCUAAAGCAUAUCAGGUAAUAAUGGCUCAAGCCAUAAAAAACAUCAUGGCUUUAUAAAUUUAAGGACCAUGAGGCUGUGAUGUAGUUGCAUUACUGGCCAGCUGAACCAGCUGGUGUGUAAUUGGGGAAAAAUUCAGAAUUAUCCCAUAAUAAUUUAUGAUGAGUAGAGACCAGCUCUUAAAAAAUACUAUUUUCCAUUCUUAUUUAAUCAAACAAAUGCCAUAUGAUGAUAACACAAAGUAACAUUUUGCUGAUGAGAAAUUAUAGACAAUGCUAACUUCUUUACUGAUGUUAUUGGAAGUUUUAUAUUGUGUGUAAAUGUUGAGUCUCCAUUUGUAUUAUGUCUGUAUACUGUGUUUGUUAUGUUUUCUGUUAUGGUGUUCUGAUAAUGGUCUUCUAUUCUUUAGAAGAAAUGGAGAAUUAGUAUGUUUAUUUUUAUGUAAAAUGGAUGAAUUAGUGACACUUUCCAUUUCUGACAGAAAAUGGAAAAUUAGAUGUGCAGUCUGGCUGUAAGUAAAGCUCUACAUGACUUCUCAACUCUGUAGUUGCAAGUUGUAUGGAAAAUUAUGUAUGCAAUUAGAUGUUUCUGUUGCUGCUCACCAAUAUUAUGAGGUUCAUUUCAGGAAAGUGCAUCUGUUUCCUCAAAGCUGUUGGUCAUGUUCCCCUUCACCCUGUGUUCAACCCUCCUGUCUGUCCCGUGACUCCUCUGUCCUGUGCCUGCCCCACCCACCUGUGUGUCCUGUCCUGCUGCCUGCCCUGCUUUGCCUGUCACCUGGAUAUAUUGACACAGAGCCAGACUCACCAAGGUAAUAUUAUGAAAACUUUAUGUAAAUUAUGCAUUCAUGUAUAAUAAAGAAAUGUUUAUA
This is a messenger RNA of Scylla paramamosain (green mud crab), 8335 nucleotides long. RefSeq lists its product as uncharacterized. NCBI's taxonomy places the organism in Eukaryota, Metazoa, Arthropoda, Malacostraca, Decapoda, Portunidae. The record is from RefSeq and is a predicted model, not a curated record. The transcript is spliced from 36 exons. Bases 213 to 6650 code for a protein of 2145 amino acids.